Messenger RNA from Knipowitschia caucasica, 489 nucleotides. The record is from the annotation of a GenBank genome assembly. Lineage: Eukaryota; Metazoa; Chordata; Actinopteri; Gobiiformes; Gobiidae.
AUGUACUCUCUCCCCCGACUGCACCUGUGUACUUACCUCAUCCUCUCUCCUCCGUCGCACCUGUGGACUCCUCUCCUCCAUGAACCUCUCUCGCUCCGUCGCCCUGUGGUACUCGUCUCCUUUCCCUCCGUCUGCACCUGUGUACUCUCUCCCCCCGUCCUGCACCUGUGUACUCCGUUACUCGUCGUCCCCGUCUGCACCUGUGUACUCUCUCCCCCUCUGCACUCUGUGACUCUCUCCUCCGUCUGCACCUUGGACUCCUCCGUCCUGACCCCUCAUCUCCUCCGUCUGUACAACCUGGGAGUACUCGCCUCUCCGUCUGACACCUGUGUACUCUCUCUCCCCCGACUGCACUGUAGUACUCUCCUCCCCCCCGCUGCACCUGUGUACUCUCUCACCCCGUCUGCACCUGUGUACCUCUCUCCUUCCGUCCUGCACACUGUGGACUCACUCCUCCUGACACCAUCUCUCCUCCGUCUGCACCUGUAG